AUGACAACUACCUUCACCUACAACGCGGCGCCUAAGACAGUUACGAAUGCUCAGUUGUACAGAGAUGAAGAUCAGCCCAGAACGUUCUGGCAUAUCUCUGUUGAUCCGCGUGUUGCGAGAGGCUCAGUCUAUUCACAUCAUAAACCACAAACCGAUCAAGUUAAACCAAUUAAAUACAAACCAAAACCAAUUCCACCACCAAAAGAACGCGAAGAAGAUGUUCAUCCCGAGGAAGAAGAGGUUUCUCAAAUAAAUCAAGAACCAAUUCUUUCUGAGAUUGAAAGACCUAUUGAAGAUGAUGUAGCUACAGCCGCAGAAACAUACAUCGAAAGACCAGCUACUCCUCAAGAAGUUAAAGACGAACCUGGAAUAGAUGUCGAAACUCAAACAAAUGCAGCAGAACUUUUCGAUUUUGAUACUGAAGUUAAACCAAGAACAAUCAUUUUAGUACAAAAUAUCCUCGACAGAGCUCUUAGAGAAGUCCAAGAGGAAGAAGAACUUAAAAAUCUUCGCCAGCAUCGUGAUAAUUAUGAAGUUGGCCGCAAUAUUACUCUUGCUAAUCUUCAAAAGCGUGAAGCAGCAACAAAAAGAACCCACGACGAAUCAAAGCGUCGCGAGGAACAAAGAGAACGGCAUUACCAAGAAAAGAACGAAAAGAACAAAGAUAUUUCUACACGCGGAUUUGCAGAAUCAUACGCAGAAGAAAUUGUUAAGAAAGUCUUCGAUUCUCUUACUUAUUAUGAUGAAGUUGAAGAAGAAGUUAGAACACAAUUCUUACCAUGGCUCUCAAGCGAAGUUGCACUUGCUAUUACUCAGAAGGAUUUCCUAUUAGAACUUCAGGAAUCAGCUCAGUCAAAAGCUUCAGAAAUCGUCAAGGAAAAACAAACUCAGACAAGGAAAGAAAGGAUCCAAAAGAAACAGGAGGAUGCAAAGAUGUCAUACUUCUUGUUGAGAGAAACUCUCAUCGAAGAUCGUGCAGCCGUUAAUAUCCGCAAUGCACUCCAGAAGGCAGCAGAACGCGAGGCGGCUAAAAAGAAGGAAGAAGAACCAAAAGAAGAUGAAGAACAUGUUAGCGAAUCCGAAUCAAAUUAA
Molecule: messenger RNA, 1092 nt
Organism: Trichomonas vaginalis G3
Lineage: Eukaryota; Parabasalia; Trichomonadida; Trichomonadidae
Product: radial spoke protein 3 family
Exons: 1
Coding region: 1-1092 (363 amino acids)
Cellular component (GO): cilium
Source: RefSeq, a predicted model, not a curated record